Molecule: messenger RNA, 1041 nt
Organism: Fonsecaea nubica
Lineage: Eukaryota; Fungi; Ascomycota; Eurotiomycetes; Chaetothyriales; Herpotrichiellaceae
Exons: 4
Coding region: 1-1041 (346 amino acids)
Cellular component (GO): cytosol
Molecular function (GO): NAD binding; hydroxypyruvate reductase [NAD(P)H] activity; glyoxylate reductase (NADPH) activity
Source: RefSeq, a predicted model, not a curated record
AUGGCAAAACCGAAGGCCCUACUACUGGGUAAACUUGAGCAUGCUCACGACGCAUGGAAUGCUCUUUCGGAGGUUGCAGAGCUCACCACUACUCAAGUUACACAUCGAGGGGCGUUCAUCGAGGAGCUGAGAAGUGGCAGGCAUAAUGGUGUCGUAGCGAUAUGUGAUCGAGCACCUCCCAGCAUUGUCCAGACAGGUAAAUGGGACAAGGAACUGCUUGACGAACUUCCCGGCAGUGUGAAGUACAUAGCUCACAUGGGCGCCGGCUACGACAGCCUUGAUAUACCUGCCUGUACUGCGAGAGGCAUCAUGGUGUCCAAUUGUCCGAAUGUUGUCGACGAAGCCACUGCUGACUGUGCCAUGUUUCUCAUCCUAGCCGCACUCCGCGGUUUCAACAAUGGCAUUAUGGCCAUCCGCAAUGGUACCUGGAGAGGCGCUGUUCCUCCACCACCCCUUGGUCACGAUCCUCAGGGGAAGGUUCUCGGUAUUCUGGGCCUUGGUGGUAUUGGACUGAAUCUGAAGAAGAAGGCUGAGGUCUUUGGUAUGAAGGUCAUUUACCACAACCGAAACAGGCUGAGUGAUGACAUGGCCCACGGAGCUGAAUAUGUCACGUUCGAUGAUUUACUGGCAAAGAGUGAUGUUCUAAGCUUGAAUCUCCCACUCAACCCAAAGACGCGCAAUAUUAUAUCUGGCAAAGAGUUUGCAAAGACGAAAGAGGGCAUCAUUAUUGUCAACACUGCCCGAGGAGGGGUUAUGGAUGAAGACGCUUUGGUAGAUGCUUUGAAUUCAGGGCGAGUGCGCUCCGUCGGACUGGACGUAUAUCAGCAGGAGCCGGAUAUCCACCCUGGGUUGCUGUCCAAUCCCCAUGUCUGUCUACUCCCACAUAUGGGCACAUCAACCGUCGAGACAAAGACAAAGAUGGAAGAGUGGACCAUCGCCAAUGUACGAUCGGCAAUCGAAACUGGUAGGCUGAAGAGCACGGUAUCUGAGCAGAUGCAUCUGCUUGUGAACGGGUUACCAGAUAGUGGGACUCGACUUUGA